Linum trigynum is the source of this 6577-nucleotide messenger RNA. NCBI's taxonomy places the organism in Eukaryota, Viridiplantae, Streptophyta, Magnoliopsida, Malpighiales, Linaceae. The record is from the annotation of a GenBank genome assembly.
CACCAUUAAUAUUAUCUUCCUUCUUGUCAACAAUGUCAUUAAGUCCAUUAUUAAAUCCACUACUUUUAACAUUAUAGACGGUUCCUUUUAAAAAGAAAUAUUAACAGACUCUUUCUUCUUGUCCCGCAUUUCAAUGAAAACAUCAAUGAAAACAAAAUUACUUGUGGGAGUCUUUUCUACUUUUGGUAGAUAGGUUUGGCAUCGAGCAUAGCGCUACCAUUUCGCAACUUUGACAACUUUAUAGUUGAAGGAAUACAAAUUGUUAUAAGUAUUAGAGAAUGAGUUAGCAUUUUAAUAUUAAUGAGUUGCUAGAUAUAAAUUGAUGUUUACCUCCUCUUUAUUCUCCAUUUUCAAUUCGUCGAGCUCUUGUAAUAUUUUGGUGGGAAUUGAGUUUCAUUUUCACUCUCCCUGGAGGAUGUGAUACAUCCCAUAACUUUUAUCACAAAAACAAUACUUGUGAAAUCAAAAAUUUGAUAUUCUGAAACUUGCGCCAAUAUUUGCGAGAAUGACACUUAUUAUUUCACAAUGAAGGAACAUUCACAACUAUUUUCUUGUACCCGAAUUGUAUAUUGGGCCCGAAUUAAAAAUUCAAAUAAUGCAUGCAAUUUUAAAAUGUAAGUUCAAGAAUCAUAAACUCGUAAAACUUUAGUUGGACCUCUUUAUGAUUCCCUUUUCUUAUAUAAAUUACAGAUUUUCUUCUUACUGAUUUUGUCAAUAAAUUCUUCUUAACUUUGACUUAUGUGAAUCAAUUUAUGAAAAUGUAAGAGGGCAAACAUUAAUUUCAUGAUGUCAAAUAGUCAUAAUAGUACUGGAGUGAUUAUAAACCGUUAAGAGUUGUCAUUGAAGGUCAUACCAUUAGAAAAUUUAUUUUACGCUUCAAAUAUACAAUGAUUAUAGCCUACGGCACUUUCUAGUGAUACAAAAAGAACUCUCCUAUCUUGCUAACUCACACAGUGUACGAAUACAUAUUAAAUUGUAAAAUGUACAUGACAUAAUUUGACGUUGAUACAUAUCAAACACUACACUUACAUUAAAGGUUUGAAGAUGGAAUUGGUUCAUUGUUUUUCUCAUUAGAUGAUUCUCUAAGGAGAAUAUUUCUUCAACGCAUAAAACCACCUAUUGAUUGGGACAAUUUUUUAGUAUUUAAAAUCAACUUAUCCUCAUACCUAUUUACUUGUUUUAAAAUGGUUUGUUUUAUAUUUAAACCAUAAAUUUAUAAUCCAUGAAGCAAACAAUCUCUUGAUCGCUCAAUAAUUUUUUUAUUCGGAUUCAAAGAACUUGAAACAUCAUCGAUAAUUCUCAUUUUGACAUAGUCAUUUAGUGUACAAUUCAGUUUCCUUGAAUGUAAUAUUUUGUAUAAACCUGGACUAAAUAGAGAUUGUCUUGCUAAUAUAUUAACCUUAAUUAAUUUCAUUAACUUCAAUACUUACCUGAUUAAUUAUUCUAGCCCCAUAGGCCAUAAUACAAAACUAUGUGGUAAGGAGAAUAAAGAAUGCGGCCAGUAGCCCAGUUACAUGUUUAAGAUACAAUCGUCCAUUCAUUUCAUAUUUAAUUGGAUGUACAUAUUUGGAUUUUGGGCCCAUUGCUUCCAAGGCAAGUGUUUCGUUAAUGGUGUCCAAGAAGCCUCCUGAAAUUUGGAAGAAAAUGACCAAGACAUCCUUCCGUACUUUGCGCAGCGGCCAAGGAAAAAGGGAAUGGGAUAGGAGAUGGAGGAGAAUCUCCUUAUAUGUGUUGUUCAGCCUUCGUAGCAACUUCGAGCCUUUUGUUUGAAUCCUUAAAGAUAUUCAAUCUUUCAUCCAAUGUCUUGCCUUUGUAUAAAAACAUACGUAAUUUAACGUGGUAGAGGCCCCUGGACUUGACUCGCAUCCAUGCUUCUCAAAUUGAGCUACAAAGUAGGCUUGACAAACACGUUGCCAGACUUAGCCAUUUUCAGGCAGUUUCCCAGUUUUGGCAUAGCCUUUUGGUCAGGUUCAAAAAUGGUCUUCUGGACUUUCUAUUGAGCUCCCAAGUACUUUAAUGUGUAGAGGGACACUUCAGCUUCAAAACAAGCCUUUAAUCUCCAAUUUUCAUCUAGCCAAUUGCAAGAUAUGAAUCUCCAAAGUAGACACCAUGAAACUGUUUUUACACUGAAACAAUAGAUUAAGUCAAUCUAAUCCUAUAUGAGGUCGACCGAAAAGUGCAUGUCACCGUGACAUGCAUGUCACCGUAGCAAAGUCCAACUUAUUAAUAUUUGUAUAUUGGUAGAUCAAAAAAAUUACACCCUGGUUUACAACCAAAACAAAAUUCAAAGAAACAAUAUGAUGUCAGGUACAAAGUUAGGUGUGUGUUUAAUGUUGAUGAUUUUUUACACAUUUUUAUUUGCACCAAGUGGAUAAGAUUACUACCAAAAUUACAAUUUUUUAGAUUUCAUAAAUAUAGUAUAACUUUAUUAUUUCGGUAUAUUAAUUUUUUCCAAUUUAUUAAUUCAUUAUUUGAAUAUUUUGAGUUUUAUUAUGGAUUUAUUAUUUUGUUUAGAGCUAUCAAGUUUGUUUAAAUAUAUCAACAAAUCUGAAAAUAGGGUACAAUCUAUUGAAUUCCUUCAUUAAAUCUUCUGUAUUAUAAUAUAACUCCUGAGCGAUCAUUCGAUUUCAAGAAUUUAUUCGCAUAGCUCCAUAUGGAAUGACAAAACUUGGAAAAUUAGCUAAAGACUUGCAAUACUUUUGCAAUAAUUUAUCUAUCUCCACCGAACAUAUUUUUUUAAUCUCAUUAGUAAAUAGAUGCAAAAUGGGUAAAUUUAAAUCCCUUCUUCGACUGAACAUGAUAUCAUCACUCAAUAGGUCCCAGUUUUUUCCAUAAAGAUUGCACAUCGGGCACUUGACAGUGAAUAAUAAUUAUGCCAAACAAAUUUCUUAUUUUAUAUCGAGAAUCCUAAAAUGUAACUUCUUUCAAGUCGUCCCUCCACUCAUCAUCAACAUCUACCAAUAUCCAAAGAGCAAAACAUGCUUUUUGGAAGGAAGCAUGAAAAACACCAUUAACUAUUCUAAUUUCUUCAUGAGAACAACUGCCUAUAACUAAAUGCAGCAAUAUGAGAAGAUAAAAUAUUUCUUUGCCAAAUGGAGGCAAUAGAGGUGAUUAUAUAUGCCAAAAAUUUUAAUUUAGAAAGAGUUAAUCUAUGUCCCUCAUUUAAUUACACCCUUCCUACAUUAACAUUGUGGUAAUUACAUAUUUUGAAAGUUACACUGAUGUCCAUUGUGAAACUAAAAUUAUUGUUUGGCUGCUGUUUUAAUGCAAGGUUAGUCAAUAUGCAAUCCCAAUUGAUCUCCGAUCUAACAACUCAAAAUAACAAUUGGACUAUUAAAUGUCGAGUUUCAAGAAAAGGGUUGGCAAUCAGUCCCAACACAGAUGCUAUUCUUCGUCUCGAUAUGAUAGUUAUUGACUCAAAGGUAAACUAACUAAAACCACACAAACUCAUCUCUAUGGCUAAAGUUUCAACAAUGUAUCAAUAUGCCUAUUUUACUUCUACAAGGUAAUGAUAUUUGGGUGUAAAUUCCCAAAGGCCAUAUCAAGGACUUUUGGUCGUUGUUUCGUGACCAAAGAAUCUACACUAUGAAAAACUUUAAGGUCAAUAAUACAACGGGAGAUUACUAGCCAAUUACAAACAAAUUGGUCAUCAAGUUUCGUCCAAACAUCGAGGCCGAAAUAUUUGACAAUAUUCUAGCUAUGCCAACUUACAAGUUCUAUUCAUCAAACAUGAUGGGAUUGAAAAAACUGCACACAUAAGAAAUUCCUUUACGGUUAAAAUUACUAUUGUCAAUUCAAAAUUAUUUCAAUUUUACGCGUGUACAACUACAAAUUUCAGCUUUUUAAAAAUUUCAUUCCAUAAAUGUUGUUGGCCAACUUAUUAAGUAGUCUAAUUUACUAACAAAUACUAGACUCACUUGAAAAGUUAAUCGCAAAGAGCUCCAACUAAAACUUCUCGUGUAUUUAAUUGUUGGCCUUUUGUUUAAAAUAGCAUGCAUUGUUUUACAUCUAAUAGCAAAUUUAAUAUACAAUUUGGGUACAAGGGAUUAGUUGUCAAGGUAACUCUCUUUGGUAUGAUAGUUACCCAAUUUGGGUAUAGGGAACAGGGGAUUAGUUGAAAAAUAAAUUAAUACAAGCUUUGAAAAUAAAUUAAUGACAAUUAAUUCAAAGAUCAUCAAAUUUGCAGGCGAGAAGAUCUUCUGCUCAAGUGGAGCAACCUUGCUGCUGGCAAAUCCAAGAAUUCUAGAACUCAUUAGUUUUGGGUCAAGGUGAAACUAAGGACAAUUUAAUCUUCAUAUUUUUUUUUUAUCUAUUCUAAGUUUGAACUACAAAGAAAAAAAGAGAUUAAUUAAUAUUAUUUUUGAGUGAAUAAAGUGACGACGAUGCACCAAUAUAAUUCCUCCAAUGAAAAGAACAAGAAAAAUUCAAUAGUCAAUGCCAAGGCAAACACUAAAUGAGCUCAAUCUGUUAAAAUGAAAGAUGGAGAAGUGGCAAUCGUCUGUUUUGAUUUAACAAGCCAUUAAUUUUCAAAUACUAAUACUUUGUGUAAUAUGUAAGAAAAUAUGUAUUCCGUCAAAAAUGCAAAGUUGUCAAGGUUAAGAAUGGAUGAUGUUAUGUUGGAUGCGAAAUCUGUCCACUAAUAAUCGAAGAAGACUCCAAAAAAAAAAGACUCCAAUGAGUACUUCUGUGAGAAUUGUACACAGACAUUAAAAACGACAAUAUCAAGGUAAUGCUACACUUAUUAAUAUGAAAUUUGAUUUGGUAUAGUUCGAUGAUGAAUAUACAUGCCAAGUGAUUGAAUAUUUAAUUUUCCAGAACAUAAUUUGUAUUAAAAUGUUAAAUUAUAUAUGGUUAGAUUCCAAGAGAUUGGCGUCUUAGAUUAAAAAAAUGGAAAUGAGAAUGAGGCUAUGUUAUCUUCUGCCCACCUACCGUACCUAAUGAGACUAUUUCCGUAUUAUUGAUUGAAUAAUUAUGAGAUUUUUUAUUUAACACCUAAAAUUAGCGUGUACUUCAAAAAAUUCAAAAAACAUUAUGAUAUAAACAUCAUUAUACAUGUUUAGGAUCAACCUUUGAGUUGCGGACAAAACAGAGAGGCUUACUUUGUUGUUAUGGAUAGAGUGGGAGCUUGAUUUUUUGGAAUGUCGGUUGAUAGGCUAUUCCAAGACAAUGAUAGAAUUAGAGGACCACCUGCUCAUCUCCUACAAAUUGAGGGAAUGACGUUGCAGUACGACAUCAAGCUCACAUAUUACAACAUCGCUAAUCCAACAAGUGAGUACACAAUUAUCAAGAUAGGGAAGGACGAGGAGGAGCAGACCACCGACGAUAUUCCUGACUUGAUUGAGGUCAAUAAUAUUUGAAUCAAAAUGAUGAUCAAUAUUAAUUACAAAUUUGCGCUAUUAUCAAUUGGAUUUGGAUUUUUUUACCAUGCACAUAUCAUACUUUAUAUUCUUUACUCUUAGUGAUAUCAUGCAACUGUCAAAUGAAGGGAGCUAAGGGUUUAAUUAACAGAAUUAGCUUGGAUGAACGGAGUUGAGGGUUUAAUUAAUAAAUUGGGAUUUAGUUAUUUAACAGUCAUACCGAGCUUGCUGCAAAAUGGAAGAACACAUUUUAUUUCUUUCACGGCUUGCUUGGAAAUAUGGAGGAUCUGAUAUUUUUAAUCUUCGUAUUCGGUGUGAAACUUUGCUUCCUUUCCCAAUAAUUUGCAAUCAAUUAUAUCCGCCUACUAUUUUAUCUACAAUAUAUAUUGACAAUCAUGAUUCAAUGAAACCACACCAUGUGUUAUACUUUUUAAUGUCAAAUAUCAAAAUUCAUAAUGUUGAUGCAAGAUAACAAGAAUGACACUGCCAAUGGUGGAGGUAAUGGAUUCGGUGCUACAGAUAAUGAUGAUGUUCAAAAGAAGAAAGAAAUUGAUCAUGAGGAAGAUAUAAAGACUGGUGAUGGGGAGAAAGAACAAAACCUAAAUAUCGUUCGUAAAUUGGACGAUAUAAAUUCUACUCCGAUGAAAAAGAUGAUUUAUAUUGAAAAUAUAUUUUACCAUCAAAUGUUUGUGCUGAAUGAAAUGCAGGAAAACAAGGAAGAGAUAACUGAAAUGUAAGAGAAGAAGGAAUUGUCAAUUAAUAUUGGAGAUAAAUGUGUCGCUAAUGGAGAUGAAGACAUUAUUAAAUGGUGACAAUGAGUUUGAUACUCAUGCGAGAGGAAAUGCAAAGAAGCGAAAAAGAAAACGUGCACUAAUCUGCAAGGAUAGGAGUUAGAUUUUAAUUGAUCUUUAGGAGUCGGUUCCCUUGCAUAGUUGCAUGGGAUUUCCUUUCAUUUUUUGUAAAAAUAUUUUAGUCGAUUAGUCAUUAAUAUGUUGGAAAACAGUACAAUGUUAAUAAUUUUGAAUUGUUGAACUAUUUUUAAUAAUUCGGAUUCUCUUAUUCUCCCAAUCGAUUCGAAUGUUUAGAGUAUUUGAAGAACAUAUAAUUUCUUAUACUAAUGUGAAACUCGAAUACAAGUUACUACGAUUAUUUACGUAAUUGAUAACUGAAUCCGGCCAACUGGCCAGACCUGUGACUAGUAAUAUACUAUUAACUUUUCC